This is a messenger RNA of Pelecanus crispus (Dalmatian pelican), 1141 nucleotides long. Lineage: Eukaryota; Metazoa; Chordata; Aves; Pelecaniformes; Pelecanidae. The record is from RefSeq and is a predicted model, not a curated record.
AUCCAACCCGUACCAAACCAACCUGCUUCGAGACAGUGUGCGGAGGUACCUGCAACUGCCGGCAGACCAGACAGUAUUGAUACUGCAUGCCAAAGUUGCACAGAAGUCAUACGGCAAUGAAAAAAGGUUUUUCUGCCCCCCACCUUGCGUUUACCUGAGUGGGCCAGGAUGGAAGUUAAAACAGGAGCAGAUAAAAGCCAGGGACCUGGGAGAGGACAGUUUUCAGGUGUGCGGGUAUAUGGGGCUGGACAGCAUGGGAAGCAGCCUGAUGGAGACCCAGAAGCUCAGCUUCGAGGAGCAGCCAGAUGCGAAGGGGUUCGGCUGCGCCAAGGCGCUGUACAUCUCGGAUGCAGACAAGCGCAAGCAUUUCCGCCUGGUCCUGAAGCUCUUCUUCAGCAAUGGGCAGGAGAUUGGCACUUUCCACAGCAAGCUGAUCAAGGUCAUCUCCAAGCCCUCGCAGAAGAAGCAGUCGCUGAAGAACACGGACCUCUGCAUCUCCUCGGGCUCCAAAGUCUCCCUCUUCAACCGCCUGCGCUCCCAGACCGUCAGCACCCGCUACCUCUCUGUCGAAGGGGGAGCCUUCAUCGCCAGUGCCAGGCAGUGGGCAGCCUUCACCCUCCACCUGGCCGAUGAGUGCUGCACCUGGAGUGAGUUCUCCCUGCAGGAAGGGUAUAUCCGCUACGGCUCUGUGGUCCAGCUUGUCUGCACAGCCACCGGCGUCACCCUGCCUCCCCUGAUCAUCCGGAAGGUGACGAAGCAGUGCGCCAUGCUGGACGUGGACGAGCCCAUCUCCCAGCUCCACAAAUGUGCCUUCCAGUUCCAGGGCAGCGACCGCAUGUACCUGUGUCUCUCCAUGGAGAAAGUGAUCCAGUUCCAGGCAUCUCCCUGCCCAAAGGAAGCCAACCGGGAGCUGCUGAACGACGGCUCCUGCUGGACCAUCAUUGGCACCGAGACAGUGGAGUACACCUUCAGUGAGAGCCUGUCCUGCAUCCACGAGCCCGUCAGCCCUGUGCCACUCAUCACUGCCCUGCAGCUCACAGGUGGCGGGGAUGUGGCCAUGCUGGAGGUGCAGGGGGAGUAUUUCCAUGCACACCUCAAAGUCUGGUUCGGAGAUGUGGAAUCAGAGACUAUGUACAGGUAA